Molecule: messenger RNA, 1167 nt
Organism: Atta colombica
Lineage: Eukaryota; Metazoa; Arthropoda; Insecta; Hymenoptera; Formicidae
Product: chaperone protein DnaJ-like
Exons: 1
Coding region: 84-698 (204 amino acids)
Source: RefSeq, a predicted model, not a curated record
UUGUAUUUGUAGAAUGACAUUUAUGUCGAUACUGAUAAACUGUAUGUUUUACAUCUGAUCUUUAAUAUGCAUAUAGGCUUAAUAUGCAAUCUUCAUUUAAAUUUAAUAUGUUGCAUUUCACAAAGUCACAAUUAGCGCGACUUUAUUCGACGAAACAACACACUAGGUCGAAGAAUCAUUAUGACACAUUAAAUAUCACGCCACGUGCCACUCAAAAUGAAAUAAAAUCGGCAUAUUACAAGCUAACUCUGCAAUAUCAUCCUGACAAGAAUAAAAGCGAAUAUGCCAAACAAAAGUUUCAGGAUAUCUCGGAAGCUUAUGAAGUGCUCAGCAAUCAUGACCAGCGUAAAAUUUAUGAUCGAAAUACAAUGGUAUAUCGACAAUCAGUAUCGACUACCACUCAGGAGCCCAUUUCCAAUUAUAAGGACAAAGUUUAUUCAGGAUCGUCAAAAAUUUAUAAUUUUGACGCGUGGACGCAUGCACAUUAUGGAAAGCAAAUGCACGCAGCACGCAUCAGGAAACAGGCAUAUGAGAACACCAAAAUAAUGGAAGAAAUAAAUAUUCGUUCAAGGAAGAUUCCUCCAUAUAUAGAAUUUGCCUUGUUUUUAUUGACUCUAACAUUGAUUGCUGUAAGUUUUCGAGAAAAAUUCGAUGUUCCAAUAUCUCAAAAACGUAACACAGAAAGUAAAGAUAAAUGAAAUUAGUAUGUUUAUUUAUUUAAUUAAUGUAAAUUUUUUAUAAUGAAUGUACAAAGUUUAUUUUUAUGCCCACUUAUUGUUAUUAAAAUAAGGACAACAUUAAAUAGAUCAUGAUGAAGAAUGACAAGAUAUUAUAGUUAAGAAAUGUGCUAUGUACUGUAAUAGAAAUUGUUUAAUAGCAUGCAAUUAAUGCAUUCAAAUAUGCAUAUUCAAACAGAAACUUUUAGAGAUUUCACAAAUGGAGCAUAGACAAUAUUUUAGAAAUAUUAGCAUGCUAAAACAUUGUCUAUUAUCAAUAGCUAAAUAACGAAGGAUUUAGAUAAAUAUAAUAAUCAGCUCUUUUACAACAUGUCAAUAUAAAAGUAAUGAAAAAUUAAUAUGCAAAAGACAUAAUGUGCAAAGAGUAUCGGAUAUCUUGUGAUCAAGGAAAUGUAAGUGGAAAAUCAAUAAAAACAAUAAAAUCAAUAAA